UGUUAAAAUAAAAUAUCAGAUGCAUUUAGGACCAUAAUGAGAUGCAUUUAGGACCAUAAUGAGGGGAGAAGGAUUUAGUGCGCUUUACAGAGGGAUUGUUCCUGGUCUAUUUCUGCAGGUGUCUCAUGGUGCUAUUAAGUUAACAGCCUACGAAGAGCUACGCAAAGUUACUGUUGAUUUUAAGAGUAAGCGAAGUACACUCCAUAAUCAAAACCCUGAUAACUUACUGAAUUCUGUUGAUUAUGCUGUUCUUGGAGCAACAUCAAAACUUGCGGCAAUACUUCUAACCUAUCCUUUUCAGGUUAUACGUUCACGAUUGCAGCAACGGCCUAGUGGUGAUGGGGUUCCAAGAUAUAUGGACACUUGGCAUGUUGUGAAAGAAACUGCAAGAUAUGAAGGUGUCCGAGGUUUUUACAAAGGAAUUACCCCAAACCUCUUGAAAAAUGCUCCUGCUUCUUCAAUAACAUUUAUUGUUUAUGAAAAUGUCCUAAAAUUGCUUAAAUCGGCGAGGAGGAAUGACUGAGUAUUUCAUUUUCUUCAUGAUUCUUUCCCUUCUCCUUAUUGGUGUUUAAUCUCCCCUCUUAUUUGAUUUGUAGCAUCGAAAAAUUGCUCAAUUUUCGUAUCACUUCUUGAUGAUAAAUUCUGCACAAUACACAAUCUAAUGUGGAUUGUGGAUGCAAUUUCUGGAGAUAAAAGAGCAUGGUUGCUUUUAUAUCCGUGUUCCAUCUCCUUCAUGGUAGUAAGUUCUGUUCUUUCCCUCUUAGAGUGUGUUCAAGGGCUUGAAAUCACCUUUUAUGACCAAAAGAUUGUAGGUCACUUGAACCUUUUGUAGGAGAGAUAUUUGGAGCUUGUUUGAAUACAGUUUAAAAGAUUUUGAGUUUUUCUAUUAAAAAUAAAGAAUGUCUUUCAUUA
Cajanus cajan (pigeon pea) is the source of this 912-nucleotide messenger RNA. The record is from RefSeq and is a predicted model, not a curated record. NCBI's taxonomy places the organism in Eukaryota, Viridiplantae, Streptophyta, Magnoliopsida, Fabales, Fabaceae.